Molecule: messenger RNA, 360 nt
Organism: Paramuricea clavata
Lineage: Eukaryota; Metazoa; Cnidaria; Anthozoa; Malacalcyonacea; Plexauridae
Source: the annotation of a GenBank genome assembly
AUGGCGACAGGACGUGUCAGUGAGAGUUCCGCCAAUCUGAGCCAAAAUCUAGCUGAAUCUUUACUAGAUUUUGUAAACGAUCACUCUUCUAGCAUCUGGGAAACUACUAACACAAAACAAACAGAACCUAUUCUGCUAGAAAAUAGUAAAGAUCUUAGUUCUGACAACAACAACGAUUUUGAAGUCAAACACAGUUUAAUUCAAUGUGAUGGUUCACGACUCCUACAACAUUUACAACUAAAUAGUAGUCGAUUACUAUGGAAAGGAAGCCUAGAAAUGCUUAAUUAUGAAUCCUAUGAGCGAGUUGUUACAAGAACAGGGCAAGUGGUCUUCGCCUGGUGGUGGAGCGAAGCGAUUUAA